UAAUAAUAUCAGUACCUUUUCACUGAUCUCUUGUGGUGGGUUGAUUCUUGUCUCAAAAAUAAAAAGCUUAAUGUUAAGGUCAUAGUAGACCCUGUACCAUUGUUUGGAGUAGAAGUGGCUUACGCAAAUUAACAAAAAGGAUCCUAACAAAUUGAACAAAUACCCUACCACCAUUAAGCAGAACAAGGAAUUGACCUACUUUCCCCAGAGUUGAGCUCUAUGAUAUAACGGCGUCUCUGCAACUCAUACAAAUUCAAGGGAUGAAGGUAAUGCACUGACAAAUAACAGGACUUCCAGAGCCUCCAAAUCAGUCUCAAGACGGUGAGAAAUACAUUUGCAAACUUCUAUGUUAUGCAUUUCAAUGUCACCAUUUUCACUGUACUCUUUUUCUUGCAGGUUACCACUGCUAAGACUGGUGUGUCUUUGUGCAGUGCUGGGAUACUGCUCUGUAGUUGCUGAUCUGAGUGACUGUGAAGCGGUGGGAAGUAAAUGUCACACCCAUGCCGAGUGUCUCAAGGCUAAAGGCAAUAGCUUUGUAUGUGUGUGUCGGUUUGGCUACCAUGGAGAUGGACUACUGUGUGUGGACAUUGACGAGUGUGUUACCGGCCUCCACGGCUGCCACCCAAAGGCCCGUUGCUACAACACACUGGGCAGCUACAGCUGUGUGUGUCUGGAUGGCUACUUCGGCGACGGAGUCCAAUGUGAGGAUGUCAACGAAUGCCAGACGAAGAACGGCGGCUGCCACGCCAGUGCCCUCUGUACGAAUAGAGAAGGAGGGCGAGACUGCAAGUGCAAGGGAGGCUUCAAUGGCAAUGGGUUUCAGUGCACGGACCUUGACGAAUGCACAAACAGUGGCAUCUGCCAUUGGAAUGCCACCUGUAUUAACAACCCUGGCUCCUAUGUGUGCACCUGUAACACAGGCUAUAAGGGCAAUGGGAACUACCUGUGUCUGGAUUUAGAUGAGUGUUCAGAGACUCCCAGUGUAUGCUCGGCCUCCUUUGGCUACAAAGGCUGUAAGAACCUGCCUGGAUCGUACCAAUGCACCUGUAGUAUUGGUUACCAGAGCAAUGGACAAACCUGUGAGGACAUUGAUGAGUGUGCUGGUAACAUCUGUAGUUUCUAUGCUGACUGUGUCAACACGCUGGGCUCGUACCGCUGCACCUGCUUCGAUGGAUUCAAUGGGAAUGGGCUGGCGUGUAGGGACAUCAAUGAGUGUAAUGGGGAGAAUACAUGUGACCCCAACGCUGCCUGUAUCAAUGUGCUGGGCAGCUAUGACUGCUCCUGCCGCACCGGAUUUCUAGGGGAUGGAAGGAAGUGCACCGACAUCGACGAGUGCGCCACCCUUAAUAUCUGCCCUGCUUCGGCCGCGUGCGUCAACACCAGGGGGUCGUUCUACUGCGACUGCGGCACGGGCUACAUCUUUAACGACUCCAAGUGCAUGGACCUGGAUGAGUGUACCAUCGGGCGCUGUAGCCCCUUCUCCACCUGUGCCAACUUCCCGGGCUCCUUCACCUGUGAGUGCAGGGCAGGGUACAGGGGCAACGGCAUCACCUGCGAAGACUUGGACGAGUGCUCCUUGGCACAGCAGUGCCACUCCAAUGCCCUCUGCACCAACCUUGCGGGCACGUUCAACUGCAGAUGCCAGGUAGGCUACUCCGGGGAUGGGGCGAUCCAGUGCGCGGACGUGAACGAGUGUCUGGUGGACAACGGAGGCUGCCGGAAUAAAGCCACCUGUGUCAACAGUAAAGGUUCCUUCUCCUGUCUGUGUCCUCCUGGGUUCAACCUGGUCAACCGCACCAUAUGCCAGGAUAUAGACGAGUGCCAGGCCAUGGAGAAGCCAUGCCACCUCAAUGAACACUGCUCAAACACUGAGGGGGCGUAUGAGUGCCCCUGCCGGGUGGGUUUUGCCCGCCCCACAGCGACCACGGUCUGUACGGAUAUCGACGAGUGCAAAGUGAACAACCCCUGCCACGUCAACGCCACAUGUUUGAACACAGUGGGCUCCCAUACCUGUACCUGUAAGCACGGAUUCAUAGGCAAUGGCUCCAGGUGUGAGGAUGUGAACGAGUGUGCUGAAGAUGGCACAUGCCACUCACGGGCACUGUGUGCCAACAUACCCGGGGAUUUCUCCUGCUCCUGCCAGCAGGGCUUCUUUGGGGAUGGCUUCCGGUGCCAGGAUGUGGAUGAGUGUGCCCUUUCCAACGCCGCCACCUGUCCCCCCAUCUCAAAGUGUGUCAACUCCCCCGGAGCCUACGUCUGCUCGUGUAUGAACGGCACAGUGGCCUAUAAUGACACCUGUGUCGCCCCCAGUCCCCGGUGUGCCCCUGCCUGCCACCGUCAUGGGCUCUGCCACCCCUCGCCCGCUGGCUUCCAGUGUGUGUGUGACCUAGGCUUUGAGGGGGAUGGACUCGCCUGUUCGGAUAUAGAUGAGUGUCAGAAGAAUGUGUGCCCUCAGAAUGAGACGAAGUGUGUGAAUAUCCCAGGCUCUUUUUCCUGUCUCUGCAAAGUGGGCUACAGACAGAACGGGACAAACUGCGUUGAUGUGGAUGAGUGUGCGUCUGGAGACAAGAAGUGCAGUGAGUUUGCCCAGUGUGUGAACACAGUAGGGAGUCACCUCUGUUUCUGUCUCAGUGGCUUCACUGGCGAUGGGAAGAACUGUUCUGAGAGCGAUUUGUUCCCGUUUGGUGACGAGGUGGGAGAUAUAAGAGUGUGGUUGGACACAAAAGAUGGGAACUCUCCUUACAUCACACCACCUAUGGGUUUCCCCUUCAUAGGCAAGCUGUACGAUCGGGUCUAUUUCUCAGAUAAUGGACUCAUUCAGUUCCAGUCUAUUAGUCAGAACGAGCAGUUCCUGCUUCCUGUCCCUUUCCCUACGGGUUUCCAUGGCAAUGAGAGCCUGGCAAUGCUGGCCGUGUUCUGGGACGAUGCUGACCUCACCCUCGGGGAGGGGAAGUUGUUCUAUCAGGAAUACCACAAGCUGAAUAUGUCAGAUAGAUAUUCCCAAAUUGUCUUCAGCCGUACAGCGGACGAUGUGACGCGGUUUGAGGAACGGAACGACAAACCUGCCUUCACCCCAGCCUGGAUUCUAAAGAUCACUUGGGAUCAUGUGAUGGCUGUCUCCUAUCAGAAAAUCAACCACUCUGAGACUAACACCUUCCAGUGCAUCCUGACUUCGGACGGAGUGCGCUCCUUUGCCCUGCUACGCUUCGGGGAAAUGUACUGGGGUCCUGGCCAGAGGAUCCACCAUGACGCCCUCACAGGCUACACCGACGGUGGAGCCCACUUUUUCAACGAGACCACGAAUUCAACGAAUCUGUUUGGCCCAGGGGGGCGGUAUAGGCCUCAGGAGGUGAGGGGGAACACAGGUAAACUGGGUCAGCUGGUGUAUGACCUGACAGGGCCCACAGAGCGUGAACAGGACCCCAAGAUGAGGUGCCAGGUGUGGGCCCUAAAGGAGCCUGAGCCGAAGGAGUGGGCCAAGGGGGUGUCAUCGUGCCCCUGUACCCGCGCCCAAGCACUGGAGGACUUGGCCUUCGGGCCUGAGACCCUGCCCCCCAACCAGCAGGAUCGGGUACGGGUGAGGGAGCUACGGGGGCUGCGCUGGGGGGGCAGUGGGGGUCACGUAUUCCAGUCCAUCCUGUCCAAUCGGCACGGCUCAGGGAAGAGAUGUGUGUAUGACCCACAAGGUCCCCUGUUGGCUGGAUACAGUGAGCGCUACUUCUCUGGAGCCACUGCACAGAAACACAUAGAUGAGGAUCUCCUUCCGUUCCAGUGGUGUUGUAUCCAGUCUCCUCUGUGCCACCUCUAUCUGGCCAAGAGACCCCUGGACCGUUGCCAAGGUUACGGCUGGGUGAGCCGCGACUGCUGCAUAACCGCAGCCAAGGCAACACAGGGCAUCGGCAUGGUGUACGGCAGCCUUCAUUUCAUCACAUUCGAUGGGACUGAGUACUCCUUCAAGGCCCUCGGCGAGUUUGUCAUUGUGCGCCUCUCCUCCUACACGGGCUCCAAUAUCUUCACGCUGCAGGGUGAGACCUGCGAGCUGGAGACGGACGGACAGGCUAGACGGGUCCCCACGGUGGUGAGGAUGGCUGCUUUUCACCAGGGCAUCGGCAAGGUCGAGUGGCGGUGUGCAGAGUCGGGAGAGGGACUGGAGGUCCUGGUGGAUAAUGUGAAGGUCCCAGUCUUUGUCGGUGUGGUGCACAUGGGCAAGGAGGGUUUUGCUGUGCGCUGUACCUCGGCCAGUAGCUGUGCGGCAGUGUACGCCGGGGGGCUCCACGUGGUGGUGUGGAGGGUGGGUGGAGGUGGAGGUGGUGGUGCACAGCAGUUGGCCGCCCUGGUGGAGGUCCCCCAGACCUUCUACAGCCGCACCGUGGGCCUGCUGGGCUUCUGGAGCUCCAACCGCACCGAUGACUUCCUGCAGUCUGACGGGAAGCUGAUGAUCUCCCCCAAGAAUAACCCUCCCCCGGAGGAGAGCCUGCGCCAAUUUGGCCUGUCCUGGGCUGUGCCUGUUCCAGAGAGCCUGCUCUUCUCCAUCCCACCCCCUGGUCGGUUUACUCCAGCCUCGACAGAGGAGCUGAUGUCAGUGAGUCCAGCUGUACAAGACAGACUGAGGAGGACAUGUCAGGGCAGUUUGCAGUGUGUUCAUGACAUCCUGGCUUCUAACGACACUGGACUGGGUUUGCAGAGUCUGGAGUCCCAGGAGCUGUACCACAAGCUGGCUAUGGUGUUUGGGAACAUGCCUCCCAUUGUGACUGAGCCCACGGUGAUCCGUUGUAAGGUCAAAUCCACUGUUCGCGUGCAGAUCAGCACUCAAGACACCAACCUAGACCCUAUAAGCUUCUCACUGCUCUUCCCCAGACCACCACAAGCAUCUGUUGGGAAAAGUGAUGGCAUAUUGACCUGGACACCACUCAACAUCCAGCCUGUCUACCUGACCAUCAGAGUUGAUGACCAGCUGUUCAGCUCUCAGUUCACCCCCAUCCUGCAGGUGUGCAACUGCCUCAACGGUGGCACCUGCCAAUAUAACAGCAUAGUGGACAACCAUCUGCAGGGGAGAUUUCUGGUGGUAGGGUGUCUGUGCCCUAAGGGUUUCAGUGGGAAAUUCUGUGGGAAUACCACCGACGUGUGUAAAGGGAAGCCUUGCUUCCCAGGAGUGCAGUGCCAGUCUCAAUCCCAGGGAGAGCCAGACCAGUUCACCUGUGGAGAGUGCCCCUCACCCACCAUCUACGGGGACAAGCAGGGAUACAAGUGCUUUGAGAAUGACUUCUGCCUCCCUCCCUUCCCCUUUCCCUGUCACACGAUGGCCGACUGCCUCAGCUCAGGGCACAACUACACCUGCAGGUGCAAGCCUGGCUUUACUGGGGACGGACGCAACUGCACAGACAUAAAUGAGUGCCUGGACCCAUCGGCCUGUCGUAACGCCAAGUUUGAGUGUGUGAACACGCCAGGGUCCGUCCGAUGCUCCUGUCGCUACCAGAGCACUGAGGAAACCGAUGGCUGUGGGGACUCUGCCAAUCCACCAGGGUUCAAUGUCUUCAACGUGUCCUUGGGCUGGAGGAACCAGGGGUCUGGAGGAGAGGGACUGAGGCAGCUGGAGGAGAUUCUGUCAAUGGGCUUCCAGAACAAGUUCUACAACGCUGUGAUGAAACGGCCGAUGCAGGGCUCAGGUCUGGAUGAGUACAGGAUCAACGUGUCCAGUGACACACCCCACUGGUACAUCAGAGACUACCUGACCCGCGUCAGUGCUUACUACGGCAUCAAAACCGCUGAAGUCGGAGACUUGGAUGAGUGUAAAUCAAAUGAGGCUGUGUGUAGGCAACCUGCCCUUUGUGCCAACACUUACGGAGGGUACAGGUGUGUGUGCAACGGGACCACCGACGUCGACUACACCCAAUCCUGCAUUUUAGACAUGGGGGGUUUGAACAGGACGGGGAUAGCCGUGGCCCAGACGGCGGAGGAUAAGAAGCCCCUGAUCCUGGGCCUGGUUUUAGGCAUCGGGAUCCCUGUCCUCCUGCUACUGUCUGCCCUCGCCUGCUUCUGCUGUUCCCGCAAGAAGACCAUCACAGGAGAAAUUCCUCAAUUGUUACCAGAAUAUGUUCGGGAGCAGUACAACCCUCCGCCCUUCAACUACUCGGACCCGGCUCUACACUACAACGUCCACGUCAGCCCUCGCGUCAUCGACGACCUUACACCCGGGAAGCGUCGCAGUACAAACUUCACACACGCUUAACAGCGCUAUUAUGAUUGCGCAUGUAAAAAAAUAAAACAAAGUCAAUAUAUUAUUUAUACUGUAAUAACCAAUUGCUUAAAGCUGAGGGACUUUCAAAGUCCAAUGUAUUUCAGAAAAGAAGAAGUGGACACAGAAAUUGAUACGGAGAGAAACAAUGCAUAUCUCGUGAUGUGAUUCUGACGAGCACUCCUAGCAAGUACGUCGAAGUAAAGGCUGGACGGCUCUGGGCGAGGGAACUUAAUAAACCAGUAAACAAACAGAGCCAUUCAUGUGCCUUACGUAUUUCCCAUGUGAAACCUAAUGCUUUCUGUUUAUAUAUAUUUUUUUUAAAUCAUAGUUAUUAUAUUCAUGUGUAAAGCACAUUUGUAUUAAUAUCACAGAGUGAGCGUCGCCACAUAUUUGUACAUGCAACGGAUUAACCCAGAGAAGAUUGUAGUAAUUUGAUUUAUCAGACAACAUGUUGUGGGGUCCUCUUCUUAACCUUCAGUCCAUCAGCGGUUGUACUUUAGAGCAUAAUGUCUUUUUGGUUAUGAAGAUACUGAGAACAAACAAGAAGCACUUGAAUCCAAUUCAAGGUUUUCAUAAUGGCGGUAAGAGUAGUAUACACCUAGCAUACAAACUUUGUCAUACAUGGGUCUCAAACACCCUUAUAUCAGUUAUGAACGGUCUGUCACCGUUAUCCUGAGUGGAGAGCUCAAAAACAAAACCUCAUAUCGAUCUACAAGACCAGAGAGAGUCAGCGGCUACAGAGAAGUCGCAGUCGAUGGCUGGGAUGGCGAGGCAUCGGUGAGACGCGUUAAAUGGAGAGUGAACCGUGCUGUCGGCCUCUGGAGGACCUGCUCAUCUCCCCCUGUUGACCACAUCCUCCCUCUGCUCAAGCCAUGUGGUUCCCUCUUGACUGUCGCUCCAUCUUUUGGUAGCUUGAAAUCUUCAAAAAAAACGUUCAACUCUGGCUGAAAAUAGUAAUCCAGACCGAAUCUAUAUAGCUGUUUUAUUUUAUUCUUGUUUGUUUAGAUUUUUCAAGCGCUUUGAGACUCUUUCUGUAAUGAAAAGCGCUGUAGAAGUUAAAUGAAUUAUUAUUAUUGUCAUGUACAUUGAAGAGAGAGGAGUCUCCUUUGCCUUAAACCUAUGGAAUACAUGCAAUAUUAAUAAUGAUACGUCUCAAUGUUCUAAAAGAAACUAAAUGCAUGAUGUAAACCAGAUCUCCCUUGGAGAAUAUGUUUUAAUCGAUGAAGUCAUGAACCAGACAAUGGCAUGCCCUUGAUUCAAUUAGAAAAUAAAGGGGGUUGCAUGUUUAAAAGGGGAUACAUGUUUCACGAUUGGCACCCAUGUUACAGAGAGGCACAGAUGGGGAAACAUACACUAAACGGCCAAAAGUAUGUGGACACCUGCUCGUCGUACAUCUCAUUACAAACUCGUGGGCAUUAAUAUGGAGUUGGU
Messenger RNA from Salmo salar (Atlantic salmon), 7669 nucleotides. NCBI's taxonomy places the organism in Eukaryota, Metazoa, Chordata, Actinopteri, Salmoniformes, Salmonidae. The record is from RefSeq and is a predicted model, not a curated record.